Miscanthus lutarioriparius is the source of this 555-nucleotide messenger RNA. Lineage: Eukaryota; Viridiplantae; Streptophyta; Magnoliopsida; Poales; Poaceae. The record is from the annotation of a GenBank genome assembly.
AUGGCCGCGCUCGCUCCAGCCGGCGCCGCCGUGCCCGAUGAGCUCGCCCCGGGACCGGGAAGAGAAGCCAAUAAGCACGGGCGUGCCGGCGCCGUCCGGCGGCACCGCCAGUGCGCCGGCGCGCGCCUCCUGUCGCUCGCCGUGCAGGCGGCCGUGAUGGCGGCCGCGCUCGCGAUCUUCGUCCUCUUCGCCGCAGCGUCCGCCUUGCUCCUCCUCGUCCUCGUCCUCACCGCGCGCGCCUUCCACCACCACCGCGGCAGCCGCUACCGUGUCCCGUCGCUCGACCCUUCUUCCCCUUCGCCUCCGCCUCUCCGCACGGGGCUCUCGCCCGCCGACAUCCGCCUCCUCCCAAGCUUCGCCUUCCCCGGCGGCGGCGACGAGGCCGCCGACUCCGCCUCGUGCGCCGUGUGCCUCCAGGCCGCGCGCGCCGGGGAGCGGUGGCGCGCCAUGCCGGCAUGCACGCACGCGUUCCACGCCGCCUGCGUCGACCGGUGGCUCGCCAGGACGCCCGCCUGCCCCGUCUGCCGCACCGCCGUCGCCGUCACGACGAGCUAA